UUGUAAGUCACGUAGCACAGGGUCAGGAAUGGUUUGGCUUCAAAAUGUGGGCUUUUUUUUUUCCUGCUCCCUCCUUCAGCUGCACUUUUCCCGCGACACACUUCAGUCACAAGAUGAAUGCAGUCAGCUACAGCAUGACAUAGACAAGCUAUAGACAGUUGAGAGAGGAAGAAGUCAGUGGCACCCUCACCUCAGACAAGACAAAGCUAACAAUUGAUAAUGAAAGAGUGAUGGGUGAUGUUGGUGAGUUGGGCAAGGAGGUGGAGGAGGAGGAGGAGGUGGAGGAACUCUUGAGAGAGGAGAAAGAGAGAAAUUUCUCACGGGUGGAAGAGUUCAACAUCAACACGUGGAAGUUCCGAGAAGUGAACCCAGCGAUAACGAGGAGCCUGGAGGAUGAACUGGAUCUGUCUAACUGGGAGCCUGUUGCUGAGACUCUUGGCCUCACCAACUCACAAAUAGAGCGGUGCCUGAGAAGCGAUGCCUUCACCCACGCUGUGUUCACCACGAUGGAGGAGUGCCCACACUUCCAGGACCUUACUGUUAAGAGGUUCCUGAAGACCCUACUUGAGGACAACCGCCGAGACAUUCUCUCCAAGCUGGAGAAGUUUGUGCGCCCGAAGCCAGGGAGUGAUGCUGCUAAGACCUUCACUCUGUCUAUCCAGAGGGAUCCGCAGGUGCUGGUGGUGGAAUCUUGCUUGGACAGUGUGGAUGGCAAGCAGUCAGGGUUCCAGUCAAAGGUGGUGGUGAUCCAUGCCCAGGACACCAGGGAGGAUGCACUGCAGCUUGCAUCUCAGCUGAGGAAUCCCAUGGAGGGCAACAGAUUGUAUGUGUUGCUUCUGCAAGAGUCUAAGAAGAACACACAAGUUAAGAGCAGCCUGAGGUGUGAUCCAUGGAACAGCAUCCACAAGUGGUUCAUCAAGGUUGACGCUGUGCUGCCGGUACUGUCGCCUCAGCUUCUGCGUCAGAUUCAGAACAGAGACUUCAGCAGAGAGAGUGAGUGGGAGAAACGCUACAACCGCUUUGCCCACUCGAUGAUGCUAGACCAGCAUGUGGAGUACGGGAGCAAGAAUGGGUUCUGCCGUGCCGUUUGUCCUGCCAGAUUCCCGGAGGAGCGGUGCCUGAGAAGCGAUGCCUUCACCCACGCAGUUUUCACCACGAUGGAGGAGUGCCCACACUUCCAGGACCUUACUGUUAAGAGGUUCCUGAAGACCCUACUUGAGCACAACCGCCGAGACAUUCUCUCCAAGCUGGAGAAGUUUGUGCGCCCGAAGCCAGGGAGUGAUGCUGCUAAGACCUUCACUCUGUCUAUCCAGAGGGAUCCGCAGGUGCUGGUGGUGGAAUCUUGCUUGGACAGUGUGCCUGUAACACACAGGCACAUUUCUCCAAAAGGUUGACGCUGUGCUGCCAGUACUGUCGCCUCAGCUUCUGCAUCAGAUUCAGAACAGAGACUUCAGCAGAGAGAGUGAGUGGGAGAAACGCUACAACCGCUUUGCCCACUCGAUGAUGCUAGACCAGCAUGUGGAGUACGGGAGCAAGAAUGGGUUCUGCCGUGCCGUUUGUCCUGCCAGAUUCCCGGAGGAGACACACUUCAGUCACAAGAUGAAUGCAGUCAGCUACAGCAUGACAUAGACAAGCUAUAGACAGUUGAGAGAGGAAGAAGUCAGUGGCGCCCUCACCUCAGACAAGACAAAGCUAACAAUUGAUAAUGAAAGCGGUGCCUGAGAAGCGAUGCCUUCACCCACGCUGUGUUCACCACGAUGGAGGAGUGCCCACACUUCCAGGAUCUUACUGUUAAGAGGUUCCUGAAGACCCUACUUGAGGACAACCGCCGAGACAUUCUCUCCAAGCUGGAGAAGUUUGUGCGCCCGAAGCCAGGGAGUGAUGCUGCUAAGACCUUCACUCUGUCUAUCCAUAGGGAUCCGCAGGUGCUGGUGGUGGAAUCUUGCUUGGACAGUGUGAUGGCAAGCAGUCAGGGUUCCAGUCAAAGGUGGUGGUGAUCCAUGCCCAGGACACCAGGGAGGAUGCACUGCAGCUUGCAUCUCAGCUGAGGAAUCCCAUGGAGGGCAACAGAUUGUAUGUGUUGCUUCUGCAAGAGUCUAAGAAGAACACACAAGUUAAGAGCAGCCUGAGGUGUGAUCCAUGGAACAGCAUCCACAAGUGGUUCAUCAAGGUUGACGCUGUGCUGCCGGUACUGUCGCCUCAGCUUCUGCGUCAGAUUCAGAACAGAGACUUCAGCAGAGAGAGUGAGUGGGAGAAACGCUACAACCGCUUUGCCCACUCGAUGAUGCUAGACCAGCAUGUGGAGUACGGGAGCAAGAAUGGGUUCUGCCGUGCCGUUUGUCCUGCCAGAUUCCCGGAGGAGAACAGCAGCAGCAGCAGCAGCAGCAGCAGCAGCAGCACACAAGAGGUGUUUUCUGUAUGAUGAUGAUAAUGGAAAAAGCAUGUUAUAAGCAGGGCAACGUAAUGAAAUUCAGUGAAUGGACGUGUGUGCGUGGCUGCAAUCACUAUGAAAUUAAGUUGAAAAUAAGAAAUAUAUUACUUUACAGAAAGGAAUGCUUAGAGUGAAUGAAAUUACUGUAAUGAAUGAAUGGAAAUAAAAGUUGUGAGUCAUUAAAUGAUUAGGAAAAGAAGCUGUGAAUAGGUGCAUUAUUGUUAUUACUGAAAGGAAGAAUAUUUGUAGGAUAUGUCAUGUAUAUUAUCAAAGUGUUUUCAUUUCUUACUUUCUUCUUUCUCUUUCAUCUUUUCUUAGUAUAUUUAAGUGAAUUUCUCUCUCUCUCUCUCUCUCUCUCUCUCUCUCUCUCUCUCUCUCUCUCUCUCUCUC
Scylla paramamosain (green mud crab) is the source of this 2821-nucleotide messenger RNA. RefSeq lists its product as uncharacterized. The coding region runs from base 231 to 1394 and encodes 387 amino acids. NCBI's taxonomy places the organism in Eukaryota, Metazoa, Arthropoda, Malacostraca, Decapoda, Portunidae. The transcript has 17 exons. The record is from RefSeq and is a predicted model, not a curated record.